AUGGAGAAAUACAAGCGUACUUGUCAAGUGAACACUGUGAAUGAUGCUUAUAACAUAGAAACUUGCAUGGAUGUGUUAGAGGGUAGGGAGGGUGUUGGAUGUCAACAACAUUUUCGUGCUUGUGCAAAGUUCAAGGACCCUGAGUGGUGUCAAAUGUUUAUGAAGAUGUCUGCAUUGCGUACAAUGGAAAAUACAGCUACCCAAUCAAGUGAUGACUCACUAAGCUCAUCAAGCAGUUUAGAUGAUGAAAUGGACGAUAUGGUAGUGCGGUUUCUAAAUAAAGACGUCCUUUUAGAUAAUGAACAAAGUUCCAACCAUCAUCGAUUGACUGAAUUAGACAUGUCAUCAUCACAACUCAAUGCUAUGUCGCACUUGAGGGAUACAAUGGCUGCGAGUAUGUGGGCUGCUGUUUCUCAUGGUGGUUGA
Messenger RNA from Ilex paraguariensis (yerba mate), 426 nucleotides. NCBI's taxonomy places the organism in Eukaryota, Viridiplantae, Streptophyta, Magnoliopsida, Aquifoliales, Aquifoliaceae. The record is from the annotation of a GenBank genome assembly.